AUGAGGACUUGCCUGCCCACCUGUGCUCUCUCGGCCGACCAGGGCCACCGCAACUGUCGGUGUCGCCAGAGGCCAGGAGCCGCACCAAGGCUGGCCCGCGCCCGGAUCCCAAGCUGGGCAGGUGAUGUGUGGGGCGAGCAGCUGAGGGCCCAUGUUUCCUUCAGCGACUCUCAGGAGAGACCCAAACUCUCUUGGGCCUUUGUGGUUGCCGCCCGAUUAGGGCCUUGGGCCAGAGGCAGCUCGCACUCCGUUUUCAGCGCCACUCGUGUCGGGGUGGGGGCGGGGGCUUGUUCGGAUCGGGCUCGCCGCCUGCUCCUAGGAGGACGCGGUUGGUUCUACGUGGGUGAGGCAUGUGUCCGCGCCCGCAUCCGGCAGGCGCCCGGGACAGGCACUGUCGCCGCAGCCGAGCGGGGUCCUGCACCGCAGCGCCAGGCCAGCCCACAGUGGCUGGCGGAAUGGGCUCCUGGCGACGCGACGCUCAACCGCCCGGGCUGGCGGGAGGCGGGCGAGCGCCCCGUGGCUGCGGGCGGUGGCACCAGUGGAAGGGCCUGUGGCAACCCCCGGCACUGGAGACGCGCGACGCGGGGCGGCCCAGGCCGGAACCGAGCGAUCGGGAGCAGCCAGGGGGCCAGAGCGCCCCUGAAAGGCGAUCGGGCUGCGGCACUAGGGCCGCUGUGUGGGCCCGGCGCGCGUGAGGCGCGGGGCCGGUCGUCCGUGGCGCCCAGGGGAGGGCGGAGCUUGGGGCGAGCGAGCGAGCGAGGCGCCCGGGAGGGCCUGGUGGGCCGAGGCGGCGCCGAGAGUCGCGGUCAGCGUCUCCGGGGAGGCUCGGCCGUGCUGCGUUGGUGGUAUAGUGGCCCUGGGUUCUACCGGGGCCGCCCGGCUCCCCGCGUCCGGGCCCAACCCUGCUCCGCCUUUUGGUCUCGCUCGUCCGUGCACGAAGCGGAAAGGACCCGGAGAGACGCCGGGAAGCCGAGGAGGGCGGAGCCAGGAAGGCGCAGGUUGCGAGAACACGAGCGCAAGUCCUUAAACAAGACACACGGACGGCGGCGAGCCCGGGUGCGGAACCGGGAAGGGCGCCCGCAGCCAGGAAACGGCUGCGCGCCCGCAGGGCGGCAGGAAGUGAAACUGCAAGCGGUUUGGGGAAGCCAGACUCGGGGCCGCGACCGCGCGCGCGCGCGUCUGCUGCUCUCCGCCGCGCGGAUCGUCUCCGCCCGCGCCGGCCCCCCGCAGGUGGCCGCCGCCUCCGGGAAGUCCGCACCUGACUCCAAGUCUCCUCCUCGGGCGACGACGGGACCCGCCGGAGUUCACCUCGGAAACGCCGCUGGACUCGGGCCCGGUCCGGGGUGGACGUGGAAGACCGGAAUGCUUCGGAAUGUGCGCCCCCGUGGCCUGGGGCUGCUUCCCCUGCGGGCAGCGUGGGCUUUGCUGCUGCUGGCUGCUGCAGACGGGGGAGCUGCAGGUCCCCCGAAGGCCGUGGUGCGCCUGGAGCCCCCCUGGUUCAACGUGCUCCGGGGGGACGAGGUGACCCUGCACUGCCAGGGGCCCCACGGCCCCGGGGACGGCCCCACCCAGUGGUCCAGGGACGGGGCCCCCAUCCCGGCCCAGGUCCAGCCCCGCUUCAGCUUCAGAGCCAGCCUCAGCGACGGUGGGGACUACAGGUGCCAGACGGGCCAGACCGGCCUCAGCGACCCCGUGCGCCUCAACGUCACUUCCGACUGGCUGCUGCUGCAGACCCCACGCCUGCUGCUGCAGGAGGGCGACCCCCUCAUGCUGAGGUGCCACAACUGGCAGAACCGGCCUCUGUUCAAGAUCCAGUUCCUCCAGGACAACGUCUCCAGGUCAUACUCCCCUGCCAAUUCCAGCUUCUUCAUCCCACACGCUGACGCCAGUCACAGUGGCAUGUACCACUGCUCCGGAUUCAUCAGGGGCAUGAAGCUCGUGUCCCACCCUGUGAGCAUCACUGUGCAAGGUCCGGCAUCUCCAGCCGUCACCGAGUCGUCUCUGCCGUGGCCCCAGAUUGCGUUCUGCCUGGUGAUGGGACUCCUGUUUGCAGUGGACACCGGGCUGUAUUUCUCUGUGUGGAAAGACCUUCGAAGCUGGAUGGGCGACAUGAAGGAUGACAAGGUCACAUGGAGCAAGAGCCUCGGGGACAAAUGACCCCGCACCCUGAGGCAUCACGGCGGCGGCACCUCUUCCAGCCAGACCUCUCCCCCUCGCCAGCCCCUCCUGGACAGCGGCCUGGGCCCGGCCCGUUGCACAGGAAGGGCCUGUGGGCUGCAGAGCCCACCGCUCCGGGCUGGCCGUCGCGGACUGCCCGAAGGCCCAGGCUCGGCCGCAGCCAUCCAGCCCUACCAGGAUGACAGCGACUGUGUUCUCACGGGGCCUAGACUGAAGUUCCUCAAAUGCACAAAGCCCAACGAACCCUGCUUCUACUUUCAAAACAAACCCAGCGAGCUGCCCACUUCUUCGUGCGCCAGCCCCCCGCCAGCCCUCAGCUGCCGGGCCUCUCGCUCGGAGGGCCACAGCAGCCUUCCUCACAGCCUGUUCUCACAGCUGCCAGUGACUGACCUUUAGGAAAUGUGUGUUCAUUGUUCAGCUGUCACUUCUUCGCUCGAAGCCACACAGUAACUUCCUCUUGCACCGAGAAGCUAAAGCCUCUGCGAUGUUCUUGGGUUCCCCCCGAACUUCCUCCUCCCUGCCUCUGGCCUCAGCCGCUGCCGUUCCUCGCCCCCUUCAACACACCAGUCUUACUUCUGCCCAGGGUGUAUGGUGUUCCGUUCCUGGAAUGUUCUUUCUUACAGAUGUCUCACCAUGCCUCAUCAUGGCCUGGACCCAGAUGCCACCUUGCUCGUUCAGUAUGAUUGUACUCCCCUACCAUCUCCCAAUCCCCACUCCUGCCGUGUUUUUCCUCAUGGUAUUUAUCGCCGACGGAUACACCGUACGGUCCCCUAUGUAAUGGUUUAUUGUCCAGCCCUCCUGCCGUCAGAAUCCACUACUGUAUAUACUUACGGUCCGGGGUCAGUGUCUGGCACAUGGUAAAGAACUCAAUAAAUAUUCACAGAAUGAGUAA
Molecule: messenger RNA, 3070 nt
Organism: Phyllostomus discolor (pale spear-nosed bat)
Lineage: Eukaryota; Metazoa; Chordata; Mammalia; Chiroptera; Phyllostomidae
Exons: 10
Coding region: 1-2157 (718 amino acids)
Biological process (GO): cell surface receptor signaling pathway
Molecular function (GO): transmembrane signaling receptor activity
Source: RefSeq, a predicted model, not a curated record